Lecanosticta acicola is the source of this 2480-nucleotide messenger RNA. The record is from the annotation of a GenBank genome assembly. NCBI's taxonomy places the organism in Eukaryota, Fungi, Ascomycota, Dothideomycetes, Mycosphaerellales, Mycosphaerellaceae.
AUGUUCAACAAGCUUGCCUUCUUGGCCGCCGUUGCGGUGGGCGUCAAUGCCCUCCCCGGUGCGCCUCCCUCGUACGGCAGUGAAUCUGCAGCAGGAUAUGGCGACAGCCCAGCAGGAUACGGUGGUGAGAGCAGCGUGAGCUCCAGCACCAGCAGCAGCACCACCCCGGCUGCGCCCGUCUCUACUUCCUCUGCUCCAGCUGCGCCUGGCUACGGUGCUGAGACCAGCAGCACUCCAGCUGCUCCAGUUUCGACUUCUUCUGUGCCAGUUGCCCCAGGCUACGGCGGCGAGUCCUCUUCUAGCAGCUCUUCCUCCAGCUCCACACCAGCUGCCCCGGUUUCGACAUCGACUUCCGCUCCAGCAGCCCCAGGAUAUGGCGGCCUAACCAGCAGCACCUCUGUCUCCAGCUCUACGCCAGUGGCGCCAGUCUCCUCGUCUACAUCCACCGCUCCAGCUGCCCCAGGCUAUGGCGGCGAGACCUCCAGCUCCAGCUCCAGCUCCAGCAGCAGCAGCAGCAGCAGCAGCAGCUCCUCUAGCACCUCGAGCAGCUCCAGCAGCACGUCCAGCAGCUCCUCCAGCAGCAGCUCUACGCCUGUUUCUCCAGUUUCCACAACCUCGAGCGUCCCAGCUGCUCCAGGCUACGGUGGUGAGACCAGCUCCAGCAGCUCGUCCUCGUCUGCCAGCUCUUCUUCCAGCAGCUCUUCAAGCUCUUCGCCAGUUGCGGCAGUCUCUACCAGCUCGUCUAGCUCGUCUAGCUCGUCCAGCUCGUCCAGCUCCAGCUCUUCCAGCCCGGUUGCUCCUCUAUCGACCGGCCCAAGCUCGAAGCCAUCCGUCCCAUUGAGCACUGGAGUCUACCCAUCCAGCUCCAAGCCGUCUGUCCCAUUGAGCACUGGUGUCUACCCAAGCAGCUCCAAGCCAUUGACCACCGCCACCAUCUCUUCUACCAAGGUCGUCACCAUCACCAGCUGCGCCGCAACUGUCACCGACUGCCCUGCAAGGAGCGCCACCGAGGUCUACGUUACCUCCACCGUUGAUGUGUACACCACCGUCUGCCCAGUCGAGGAGGCCUCGUCCCUGUCCUCCAGCGCCUCCGCGUCCGUUCCGGUCUCGCCAGAGAGCACCAGCUCUGCUCCAUCUGUUCCAGGUUACGGCAUCCCAAGCUCCUCCGCCCCUUACCCAUCCGUUCCUCUUAGCACUGGUGUCUCCAGCAAGCCGGUCGGACCCGUUGAAACCGGCGUGCCAUCUGGAAGCCCAUCUACCACGAUCGUCAGCAAGACCCUGACCUACACUCAGGGUACUGGUACUUCCGCCACUGUCAUUACCACCACCAUCCAGUCCACCAGCACCGCUUACAUCACCCAGACCGUCUACGUCAACAAGCCAACCAGCUCUGCACCAGCAGCGGGUGGCUACGGCUCUUCCUCUGCAGCUCCGUCCAGCCCAGCUGGCUAUGGCAGUUCCUCUGCAGCUCCGUCCGGCCCAGCUGGCUACGGUAGCUCCUCCGGCACCGGCAGCACGACCACCAAGUACACCACUGUCCAAUCCACCUCCGUCUCCACCAACUACAUCACUGUCUACGUAAGUGCAUUCUUCAUCGCCUUUCCGCUACAUUGCUAACAACUCAACAGCCAGUGAAGAGCUCGUCCGCCCCAGCUGAAUCUGGCAGCGCCUCCACUCCCGUAUCUGCCGCUGGCCUGCCUUCCGCGUCCGCUCCAGUAUACGGCUCUUCCCCAUCUAGCUCCAGCCCCGUGUCUGCCGCUGGCCUGCCUUCUACUUCCGCUCCAGUCUACGGCUCUUCCCCAUCCGGCUCUGCUCCAUCUGGCUCUGCUGGCUCCAGCUGUGUCCCCACCACCGUCACUGUGACCGAGAAGGAGACUGUCUACGUUACGGUUCCCGCUGCCGCCUCUUCCACUGGCAACAGCGUCGGACCAAAGCAGUCUACCACCGCUGUCUGGUACCCAACCACCAGCGUCUACCCAUCCUCCUCGGGCGUCGCUGGUGCCAGCUCCGGCUUCGCUACCUCGUACAGGCCAACCACCAAGCCGGUCUCUCCAGUCAGCUCCAGCAGCAGCAGCCAGCCCGUCGCUCCAGCCUACUCGGCACCAAGCAGCUCCUCCAGCUCCCCAGCUGCUCCAGUCUCGACCUCUUCCUCGACCAGCCCAGCUGCUCCAGCCUCCUCUGCUCCAAGCUCGUCAAGCUCCACCCCAGCGGCGCCAGUUUCGACUAGCAGCAGCAGCAGCAGCACCAGCACCAGCACCAGCGCUGCCCCAAGCGGCCCAGCCACCUACCCGGCUUACAGCUACGCGUCAUCAUCGAGCUCCACCUCCUCGGCCGGCCCUAGCACCGUUUACGUGACUCCCAUCCCAAGCACGCCGGCCGGCUACGGUGCCUCUUCCAGCAGCUCUACAUCAGCAGCACCCGUCUCGACUUCGUCGGCUCCCGCAGCUUCAGGCUACGGAUCCGAGGCACCCACCUACUAG